Doryrhamphus excisus (bluestripe pipefish) is the source of this 3443-nucleotide messenger RNA. The record is from RefSeq and is a predicted model, not a curated record. Lineage: Eukaryota; Metazoa; Chordata; Actinopteri; Syngnathiformes; Syngnathidae.
UCCCUUUCCACUGUCCUCCAAUGGGGGGAAAAGUUGCCUCGUGCUCUUGUGUGUUUGGGACGAUGCGAUCCAGGUGUGUGACACAGCCCAAAGACUAAUACUCUGCGUAGUCUACGUUUUUUUUAAUAAAAGGAUGACUUCCUUUGUGUGCAGCCGUGUGAGGAUGACUUCUGCUAUUUACUUGCUUCUGGUCCUCGUUUCUUCGGCCUCCAUCACAGUGGCCAUCCUGUUUGGGGAGCCCAGGAUAUUCGGAGAGGAAGCUACAGGCUACGGCCCCAUCUUUGAGGAGGAGCCGGUGGAUGUGGUCUACACCGAGGACUCCCCUGAUGGAAGGAUCUCCAUGAACUGCCGUGCCCGAGCCAACCCGCCGGCGACCUACAGGUGGCGCCGUGACAACUGGGAGAUCAAACUGAUGGAGCAGCCGGAUGAGCAUUACAGUCUGGUGGGGGGCAACCUGGUCAUCAGCAACCCCAGACAGAAGAAGCAUGCCGGCACGUACAUUUGCGUGGCCAGGAACAUCUACGGCACCGUCAUCAGCAAGGAGGCCCGAGUCAAGUUUGGAUUUCUGAAGGAGUUUCCUCAAGAGGAGAGAGAUCCUGUUUAUGUUAAGGAAGGACAAGGCGCCGUUCUGCUGUGUGUCCCCCCAAAAGCUUGGCCAGAGGAGGUGAGCUACCGCUGGAUCUUCAACGAGUUCCCCGUGUUCCUCAACAUGGACCGCCGCCGCUUCGUCUCCCAGCAAACGGGGAACCUGUAUAUCUCCAAGGUGGAAGCUCAGGACGCGGGGAACUAUUCCUGCUUCGUCUCCAGUCCCAUCAUCGGGAAGAGCGUCUUCUCCAAGUUCAUCCCGCUCAUCCCUUUGCCGCCUGAUGAUGGUGAGGAAAGAAAAUACCCGGCAGGUAUCAGGGUGAAGUUCCCAGACACGACCGCCUUGCUAGCCUCCAACAUCACGCUGGAGUGCUUUGCUCUCGGCAAUCCCAUUCCUCACAUCGUGUGGAGAAAAGUGGACCACACUGAUCUUCCAGCCAAUCAUGAGAUCAGCGAAUCAGGCGCCAUCCUGCACCUCUACAAUGUCCAAUAUGAAGACGCGGGGAGUUACGAGUGCGAGGCCAUCAACACCAAAGGGAAAGACUGGCACAAGGCGUGGCUUUACGUGGAAUCUGCUCCAGAGUGGGCCGAGACCAUCAACAACACCCAAAUGGACAUCGGAUCAGAGCACACCAUGCGCUGUGUUGCAUCAGGGAAGCCCUUCCCGUUCAUCCGCUGGUACAAAGAUGGCUACAUGUCCGGCAAAGGCGAGUUAAAGUUUUCCAGCUUGACAUUUGAUGACUCCGGCAUGUACCAAUGUGUAGCGGAGAACUACUGGGGCAUCAAAUACGCCAACGCGGAGCUGCGAGUGAUCGCGUGCGCUCCGACGUUCGAGUUCAACCCACUGAAGAAGCAACUCCUGGGCGCUAAAGAUAGCCGCGUGGUGAUAGAGUGUAAACCCAGAGCGGCGCCCAGGCCUCGUUUCACGUGGACCAAGGGCAAAGAGCUGCUCUUCAACAAUUCACGCAUCUCCAUCAUGUUUGAUGGCAGCCUGGAGAUCCUCAACGCCACCGUAAAUGAUGAAGGCGUCUACACGUGCUUUGCAGAGAACGACAGAGGGAAGGCCAACAGUUCUGGUUACCUCACCAUCACAGAGGCGACCAGCAUUAAGGUGGCUCCAGAAGACACUGAGGUGAAAGUCGGGGACCAGGUGGUUCUGUCCUGCUCGGCCUCCUACGACCCCAUGCUGGACAUCACCUUCAUCUGGGCCGUGGACUUAAGAGUCAUCGACUUCCACGCCGAGUGGCAACACUUUGAACGCAUCAUGAGCGAAGACGGCAGCGGGAACCUGAGGAUCAAGAACGUGCAGAUCUGGCACGAGGGUCGCUACACGUGCACGGCUCAGACCGUGGUGGACAGCGACACGGCGUACGCCGACCUCAAGGUCGUAGGUGUUCCGGGGCCUCCUGGUGUGAUCCGCGUGGAGGACAUCGGGGACACGUGGGUCAAGCUGCUGUGGUCUAAAGGAUCGGAUCAUAACAGCCCCAUUCUGCACUACACCGUUCAAACCCGACACUACUGGGCUCUGCAUGAGGACGACUGGAGGAACGCCACCACCUCUCCAACCUUCCUUGACGGCACUGUGGAAAGGGCAGACGUCACAGACCUGUAUCCCUGGAUGGAGUAUCAGUUCCGCAUCAUCGCCACCAAUGAGUACGGUUCUGGAGAGGCCAGCAUCCCCUCCUUGAAGGUCAAAACAUGGGACGCUCCACCAGUGGUCUCGCCCACAGAUGUGGAGGGGUACGGCGGUAGAAAUGGCGAGAUAGUCAUCACGUGGACGCCCGUGGAGCCGUGGUACUUCUACGGCAAAAAGUUUGGUUACAUCGUGGCCUUCAAGCCUCACGACGCGUACGACUGGUGGUACGAGACCAUCUCCGACCCGGAGACGAGGCGCUACGUUCACAAGGACUCCUUCUUCAUCCCCACCGAAGAAGACUUCCAGGUUCGGGAGUUCCAGGUCAAGAUAAAGUCGUUUAACGUGAAGGGAGACGGUCCUUACAGCCUCACCAAGGUCAUCUACUACCCAAGAGAUGUCCCCAUCGAGCCUCCGACGGACGUCUACGCCAGGCCGGUGUCCUCCACGGAAGCUCUGGUGUGGUGGCUCCCGGUGGUGGACACGGGAACCGGCCUGCAGCAGUACAUUGAAGGCUACCAGGUGAAAUACUGGAGAAAGUAUGACGACACAGAACCGGGAGCCAAUCGCAUUUUUGUCUCGGCAACGGUGAACCAAACCAGGCUGGAGAACAUGCUGCCCGACUCCCACUACCUCAUCGAGGUGCGAGCCUUUAACGGAGCCGGACUCGGCCCGCCUGGGGAACACUGCGAGAUGUUCACCAAAAGAUCACCACCGCCAGAUCCUCCCAGGAUGUGGCGCUUCAUCUCCUGGACGGGAAUGUGGUUGUACGUGUGGUGGGAGCACGUCCAGUACGACUGGUUUGGGAACGUGUCCUUCCCUCUCUACUACAAGGUCAUGUUUCGAAAGACGGGUUACAUCUACGGGAAGGUGUACGUCACCGGGUGGCACUUCAUGGACUUCCCCAUGCCUCAGUUUGGCGACUACGAGCUCAUGGUGCGAGGACGCUAUGAGGGAGGCGACGGCCCCGUCAGGACCAUUCGACUUCUGGGUAAGGCCUCCGUGACCACGCCCACUCUGGGCCUCACCUGUGCCGCGUUGGUGGCGCUGUGGCAACUUUAAACCUUCAACUUCACACAAGUAGUUCAAACACCCUCGCUGGAAUAUUUUUUUAAAUGGCGUGAUGACAUUAUUUAUAUAAGAUUGUAUGUAAAUAACUGUUAUUGUGCUAGCUUUUAUGAUUAGCAUGCUAGUCUGUUAUUUAUUAAAUCACUAUCACCACUAA